Danio aesculapii is the source of this 1418-nucleotide messenger RNA. It is a transcript of the gene nudt17, whose product is annotated as nudix (nucleoside diphosphate linked moiety X)-type motif 17. The record is from RefSeq and is a predicted model, not a curated record. The transcript has 9 exons. Gene Ontology annotation, cellular component: cytosol. Gene Ontology annotation, molecular function: NADH pyrophosphatase activity. The coding region runs from base 95 to 997 and encodes 300 amino acids. NCBI's taxonomy places the organism in Eukaryota, Metazoa, Chordata, Actinopteri, Cypriniformes, Danionidae. Gene Ontology annotation, biological process: NADP+ catabolic process; NAD+ catabolic process.
GGAUAGUCUGUUUGGGUGGUGUUUGUUAUGGUUUGUGUUUUGGGUUCAGAGUCUGGAUAUCAUGAGGGUUUUUCAGCAUUAAACUCACCUGACUAUGGAGAAGGUCCGAAGGAUUCUAGUUCAUCUGUCGAAGGAAAACGCCGCUCCGCAGUGCGCUCGAUUCCUGCAGAGCAUAACUGGACACUUUGUCGGGAGUGCUGAGGAUCAGGCGACCGUGAGCUGCUCUUUGGAGAAUAACAGAUUUAUUUUAGGUGACCGGCUCUGUGAUGGAGGAGUUCCUCUGAAGAGGGCUUCGUUUUGCCCAAUCAAGUACCUGUCAGACUCGGAGGCUGUUUCUCUGCCCUCGGAGACCCUCAGCCGAGGGGUGGAUGUAGGCGUGGCCGUGCUGCUGCAGUCAGCCAAUCAGAAGCUGUUGCUGACGCGGCGCGCCACCAGCCUCAGGAGCUUUCCUAAUGUUUGGGUUCCUCCCGGUGGCCAUGUGGAGCUGGAUGAGAAGCUCCUGGAUGCUGGGCUGCGAGAGCUGCAGGAGGAGACGGGUCUGAAUCUGAGUCCUGAUGAGAUCUGCUCUCGUCUGCUCGGUCUGUGGGAGUCAGUGUAUCCGCCCAUGUUGACUAUAGGACUGCCUAAGAGACAUCAUAUUGUGACUUACAUACUUCUGAAGAGCUCUCAAACACACCUGCAGAUUCAGGCUAGUUUGCGUCCGGAUCCUGCUGAGGUGAGCGCGUGUGUGUGGGUCGAUGCAGAUCUAGUGAAGGCUGUUGUUUCUGCUGUAGACGGUGAGAAAGAGUGUGUCCAAAUACCAGCUGACCUGCCAGAGAGCAUCAGUGUGACGAAGGUUUCUCCAGACGGUGAGAUGAGCGAGUCUUCUCUGCCGGUGUCUGUGCUGUGUAACCGGGCCCCGGAUUACGGCGAGGACAUUGAACGCGUGAGCACUGGAACCAAAUUUGCCUUAGAACUGUGGUUAAAAACACUGGAGCAUCACGCUGAGAUGGGCUGACGACUUCUCCUGUAUGGUACCAUUUAACAAGUGCCUUGAAAAACACAGCGCCACCUGCUGGACUGGAGCUAUUCCAUGUUGUUUGGGCACAACAUACAAUUUAACAAUUUUGUCAAAACUGAAUUAUUGUACCAGUUUUUAUUAGAAUGUUACUUUGUAAUCACUUGAAUGUGUGUCAUUGUGGCAUUUUCCAAUGUUUAAUAUUAAUUACAACAGAAAUAAUAUCUCGAUGUACCACAAAGUGGAAGUCUUUUUCCUUUACAUCAACAAUCAACUACAGAGGCUUUGUUUGAAAGCUUGAAAUUUGCUUGAAUUUGCUUGAAUUAUUUAAAUUUGUUGAGAUUAUACAUAAAUAUUGAGUGUCUUGGUAACUCCCAAUAAUCAGAUGCUCUCAUAUUUGAAAUAAACUGUUAAUAGACUA